AGAGUCAGACUUCAGACUUCCUGGAGAAGGUACCAACUACCCCAAAAAACGGGGAGAGAAAAAUGAAAUGAGCUCUUUUCUAUCUAUUCACAAGAAAAUAACAACGACAACCCCAUGUUCUGUAUUUCUUGUAGUUUAUUUACGAAGAGCCUCAUUUCCUGAAGCAUCCCUUAUGUUUUGGUAUCUUCUCCGAUUUCCCAAAAUCACCGGCGAGUAAAGUUGUUAUCUUUACUGUGAUAUAUACAUGCUGCAUUGCUGCUGCUUCUCCAUCUCCUUUUGUCCCUAGACUUCACCUUCACUCAGAUCUGGGAAAUCUGUGUUUGCUGGAGACUGAUUCAGAUAAGCAAGAGCUUGCGGUGGGCUUUCGCUUGUAUUUACUGUUUGAGCUCACGCGGCGUCCCAAGGGUAAAUCCAUAUGCCAUAGAUGAAUUUCCCUGUUUCUAUGGACUUGAUUUGCUUUUUCAAAAUCUUGGAUACAAGGAGCUGUCACUGUGAAUUGAGAGGGUAGGCUUUCUGGGUCUCUGCUGAUUUCGUUUUCUCUGGUACUGUACUGGUUUUUGCUUCCUCAUUGAGAUUUGCUACUGUCUCGAAGUUAUCCUCGAGGAAUGGCCAUAAUGGAGAGGAUUUUAGUUAAGGGACUGUUCCGUGUACUGAAUCUAGUGAUAAUCUCAGUGAUCCUAGCCACUGGGGAAGCUCAAUCAAAGUCGAUUUUCAUUAAUUGCGGUUCAAAUUCUUCCGUAAAUGUUGAUGACAGAAGAUGGAUUGGGGAUAUGGCCCCUAAUAACAAUAUCACCCUUAGUUCUCCUGGUAUUGCUGCUUCAGCCUCCACAUUAAGUGGCAAUUCUUCCUUUGACCCUCUCUACAAAACCGCCAGAUUUUUCACUGGUGCUUGCAAUUACACAAUUGAAGGUGUUCAGGGGAACUAUGUUGUCAGGCUCCAUUUCUGUCCCUUUGUGCUUGAGAACUACAAUGUAAAUGAGUCCUCAUUUGAUGUUGUGGCCAAUGGUCUGAAACUACUGGCGGAGUUCAAUGCUCCAGGAGAGAUAUCGCACAAGAACAUGGACUUGCAGAAUUCUGGAAGCAAUUCAACUUCAUUUUUCUUGAUUAAAGAAUAUAUUCUUGCUGUCAAUUCAGGUAAGCUUGUGAUUGAACUCAUCCCAACGAAAAGCUCCUUUGGCUUCAUCAAUGCCAUUGAGAUUGUCCCAGUUCCAGAUGAGCUUUUUGCAGGCUCUUUCAAUAAAGUCGGUGGGAGUGAUGCAAAUUUGAAUUUGACUGGACGUGGGAUGGAGACCAUGUACAGGUUGAAUGUUGGUGGUCCCAAAAUCACAUCCAAUGAGGAUAAAGAUAUUUGGAGAACUUGGGAAGUGGAUUCUAGCUACAUGAUCAUAGAAAGUGCUGGGUCAGGAAUAAAGAACAGUUCUAAUAUAACAUAUGCUUCACUGAAUGAUUCUUCAGUGGCUCCUCUCAUUGUGUAUGAGACUGCAAGGACAAUGUCCAACACUGAAGUCUUGGAGAAAAGGUUUAACAUGUCUUGGAAGUUUCAAGUGGACCCGGAAUUUGAGUAUAUGAUCCGAUUACAUUUCUGUGAGCUGAUAUUUGAUAAGGCAAAUGAGAGGAUUUUUAGGAUCUAUAUAAACAACAAGACAGCAGCAGAUAACAUCGAUAUAUUUGUACGAGCAGGAGGGAUGAAUAAAGCAUAUCACCAGGAUUAUGUAGAUGGUGUGUCCUCAAGAAUCAACACACUGUGGGUUCAGUUAGGUCCUGAUUCAGCUGCUGGUGCUGCCGGAACUGAUGCCCUUUUAAAUGGGCUAGAAAUUUUCAAGAUUAGCCGAAAUGGGAAGCUGGCCUAUGUAGAGAGAUAUGGUUCAGCAGGCAAUUUAGCUAGCAAAUCAAAAACUCGAAUUCUUUGGAUGGGAAUUGGAGCAGUUCUAGCUUCUGUUGCCAUAAUUACAUUAUUAGUUGCUUUGUUUUUCUGGUUUUGCAAAAGAAGCAGGAAAACAACAAGUGAUACCAAAAGCAGUGCUCCAGGUUGGCGGCCAUUGUUUCUUUAUGGCGCUACUGUGAACAGCACUGUUAGUGCCAAGGGAUCAGCAGGACUUCAGAAUCCAUAUGGAUCAGUGGCAUCAACUCGACUUGGCAAGCGGUUCACACUAGCAGAAAUUCGUGCUGCGACAAAAAAUUUUGAUGAGGGUUUGAUAAUUGGAGUUGGAGGCUUUGGUAAGGUGUACAAGGGAGAGAUUGAUGAUGGGGUCCCUGCUGCAAUUAAGCGAGCCAACCCUCAGUCUGAGCAAGGUGUGGCUGAAUUUGAGACAGAGAUUGAGAUGCUCUCGAAACUCAGGCAUAGGCAUCUUGUGUCCCUGAUUGGAUUCUGUGAAGAGCAAAAUGAAAUGAUUUUGGUUUAUGAGUAUAUGGCAAAUGGUACUCUCAGAAGUCAUCUAUUUGGGAGCGAUCUUCCACCACUAACUUGGAAGCAGCGCCUAGAAGUAUGCAUAGGAGCUGCAAGAGGACUCCAUUAUCUGCAUACAGGUGCAGAGCGGGGGAUAAUCCACCGGGAUGUCAAGACAACCAAUAUAUUGUUAGAUGAGAACUUUGUAGCCAAAAUGUCUGAUUUUGGCUUGUCAAAAGAUGGUCCUACAUUGGACCAUACUCAUGUUAGCACAGCUGUGAAAGGAAGUUUUGGUUACCUCGACCCUGAGUACUUCAGACGACAGCGGCUAACUGAGAAAUCAGAUGUGUACUCUUUUGGUGUUGUGUUGUUUGAAGUUGUUUGUGCUCGAGCUGUGAUAAAUCCUGCAUUGCCUAAAGAUCAAAUCAAUCUUGCAGAAUGGGCAAUGAGAUGGCAGAGGCAAAGGUCGCUUGAAACUAUCAUCGAUCCACGCCUUGCAGAAGGCUAUCAUCUUGAGUCCCUGUCUAAGUAUGGAGAGAUAGCAGAAAAAUGUCUUGCUGAUGAGGGGAAGAACAGGCCCACAAUGGGGGAGGUGUUGUGGCACUUGGAGUAUGUUCUGCAACUUCAUGAAGCUUGGCUGAACACUAGAAGCAGAGAAGUUUCAUUCUCAAGUAGCCAAGCUUUAAGAGGAGUGAAAGAGGGAGAACCAGAAGAGAUUCAGGAGCCAUUGGCUGGCGUAGUUGAAGAGAAUAGCUCUGCUACAAGAGGAGGCAAGGAAAUGGAUGUUGCAGAUUGAGUUAUUUCUAUAAAAACAGUUUAGUUUGUUGAUUCUUUCAAUUUGUUUUAUUGAAUUUAAGUUGUUUAUUACUAUUAUUAUUGGAUAUAUAUUCACUUCACAUGGUAGUGAAAUGGAUAAAUUAUGAACCUUUUGUGUCGAAAAUCCUAACCCUGUGAUGCUUUUCUGUUGUGGAGUCAAGUCUCAAUUAUAUUCA
Prosopis cineraria is the source of this 3378-nucleotide messenger RNA. Its product is annotated as probable receptor-like protein kinase At1g30570. The coding region runs from base 606 to 3182 and encodes 858 amino acids. Gene Ontology annotation, biological process: protein autophosphorylation. Gene Ontology annotation, molecular function: transmembrane receptor protein tyrosine kinase activity; ATP binding. The transcript has a single exon. The record is from RefSeq and is a predicted model, not a curated record. Gene Ontology annotation, cellular component: plasmodesma; plasma membrane. NCBI's taxonomy places the organism in Eukaryota, Viridiplantae, Streptophyta, Magnoliopsida, Fabales, Fabaceae.